Messenger RNA from Nylanderia fulva, 2063 nucleotides. Its product is annotated as pescadillo homolog. Gene Ontology annotation, molecular function: RNA binding. NCBI's taxonomy places the organism in Eukaryota, Metazoa, Arthropoda, Insecta, Hymenoptera, Formicidae. Gene Ontology annotation, biological process: ribosome biogenesis; maturation of LSU-rRNA from tricistronic rRNA transcript (SSU-rRNA, 5.8S rRNA, LSU-rRNA). The record is from RefSeq and is a predicted model, not a curated record. Gene Ontology annotation, cellular component: nucleolus; PeBoW complex.
AUGACAAUAUUAAAAACAGACGUCCAUCUUGAUCGUUUCGAUUCUUGUUCAUUAUUUUCACGUGUUAAUUUGACACGUGUUUUAUGUGGCUUUGGUGUAUAAAUAUUAAUUAUUCGGAUAUAAACUCGAAUAUAUAUAUAUAACACAAUGGUUGUGAUAGGUAAAAAGAAGUAUGAAAGUGGUGAAGGUGCGCAGUUUAUAACAAGGAGAGCUGCUCUCAGAAAAUUACAAUUGACACUAAAUGAUUUUCGUAAAUUAUGCAUAUUGAAAGGUAUAUAUCCGAGGGAACCGCGUAAUCGUAAAAGAGCAAAGGGUGAACCUGGGAUUAAAACUUUAUAUCAUAAGAAAGAUAUUCAAUUUUUGAUGCACGAACCGAUGAUAUGGAAGCUAAGAGAUUACAAGAUAUUCAAUAGAAAAAUUGGACGGGCAAAAGCAAUGAAAGAUUUUGCCAAAGUAAAAAGAUAUUUGAGUAAUCAUCCUACAUUAAAAUUGGAUCAUAUAGUCAAAGAACGUUAUCCAACAUUCAUAGAUGCUUUGCGCGAUUUAGAUGACUGUUUAACUCUCUGUUUUCUAUUCAGUACAUUUCCAUCAUUGUCUCAUAUACCAAGAGAUCAGUCGUUAUUAUGCAGGAGAUUAACAAUUGAAUUCCUCCAUGCUGUUAUAUAUUCCAAAGCACUGCGUAAAGUGUUUGUAUCUAUUAAAGGAUAUUAUUAUCAGGCAGAGAUAAAAGGGCAAACAAUAACAUGGAUAGUGCCCCAUCACUUUUGUUUCGAACCUCAAGCAAAGAACGAAGUUGAUUUUAAAAUCAUGUCUACAUUUGUAGAAUUUUAUAUUGUGAUGCUUGGUUUUGUUAAUUACAGACUGUAUCAUACUUUGAAUUUACAUUAUCCUCCAAAAUUGACAAAUACUGGAAAUAUCGAGAAACUCGUUGAUGAAGAAGCAUAUGUGUCGGAAAGAAUAAAUGCAUUGAAUAUAUCAUUAGUCAGCUUGGAUCCUUCCACAUCAGCGAUUGAAGAUGAAGAAGUUGAAAUAGAUCAAUUUUCAAAUGAGACAGAUGCUACCAAGAUAGAAGCUGCUAGGGUAGAAGCUGAAAAAAUACGAAAAUUGAAGAAUUUGUUCAAGGGCAUAAAAGUCUUUAUUAAUAGAGAAGUACCCAGAGAACCCUUAGUAUUCAUUUUGCGUUGCUUUAGUGGAGAAGUUUCUUGGGAUAAAUUACUCUUUGUUGGUGCCACUUUUGAUGAGAAUGAUGAAACAAUAACUCAUCAGAUUGUAGAUAGACCAAGCAUGAAUAAACAAUAUGUAUCAAGAUAUUACAUACAACCGCAAUGGAUUUUUGAUAGUGUCAACGCGAGAGAAUUAUUACCUGUGGAAAAAUAUUUAAUGGGUGCUGUACUUCCUCCUCAUCUCUCACCAUUUACAGAUAAUCGACACGAUCAAACUUACAUUCCUCCAGAAGAACGUGCUCUUAUGGAUCCUGAUUAUAAACUAGACAAUUUGGAAGUAGAUUCAGAUGAAGAAGCAGAAAGUGAUGAUAAGAAUGAGGAUGAAGAAGAAGAAAUGGAAGUUCAGGAUGAUCUAAAAUCAGGAAGGAAUGAAGAGAUUGAAAAAGAAGAAGAAGAGGAGGAGGAUGAUGAUGAUGAUAAUGAUGAUGAUGUACAGAUUGCUGAAGACGAAAAAAAUAAAAAGAAGAAACAAACUCAAUUGGAAAAGAAAAAGGAAAUGAAGGUACAAGCUGGUGAAAUUACGAAGGAAAAUCCAUGGGAAAAAGCCAAACGAGAAAAACAAGAAUAUCGUCUUAGAGAGAAGAUGAUUAAAAAGAAGCAUCGCAAUUUGUAUAAGAGUAUGAUGAAAGGUCGAGAGGAAAGAGCUAAAGAAAUCUGGCUCUUGCGGAAGAAGAGACGCAUCAAUGAUGCUAAGGAAAAAGAAAAACAAAAAGAACGGAGAAAGCAGCCAAAUAAAAAUAAAUCUGUUAAAGCAUAGCAGUAGAUUAAUUAAAUACAAAAUCAAGUAUGUAUUGUGUUUUAUUUUCUAUACAUAAACAAGAAAUUCUAAUAUUACACACA